AUGACUCCACGCGAUGAUCACGAGGUGCCUGCGCCCGAUCAACCUGAGCGUGAGGACAGCGUGAGCGACAUCGUUCACCUGAACGUCGGCGGCACCAGAUUCUUCACGUCCCGCCAAACGCUGUCGUGGAUUCAGGACUCGUUCUUCACGGCGCUGCUGAGCAACCGCAUCGACAGCCACAAGGACGAGAGUGGCGCGCUGUUCAUCGACAGGGACCCAAAGUUGUUCUCCAUUAUAUUGAAUUACCUGCGAGCGAAGGAUAUUGAUCUGAAGACUGUGGACAUUCACACCCUGAGACACGAGGCUGAGUACUAUGGCAUCACUCCGCUGGUCAAGCGCCUGAUGCUCUGCAAAGACCUGACGCAGUCGUCCUGCGAUGAUGUACUGUUCUAUGGCUACCUGCCACCUCCAAACAUACCACUUCAAGAACCCAUCGCGAUAACGUCAAACGUCAGCGAAGUGACCGUUCAUGCUCGAAUCGGCGCCACUGCAAAUUCCAGAACCGAUGGGUCGUCCAAUGGAUGGGUCCUCGCAAGCUGCGGCGACCAGCAGCUCCACGAAUCAGAAUCCCAUUGGUAAUUGAAGAUUUCUGUC
This is a messenger RNA of Ooceraea biroi (clonal raider ant), 594 nucleotides long. RefSeq names its product BTB/POZ domain-containing protein KCTD3. NCBI's taxonomy places the organism in Eukaryota, Metazoa, Arthropoda, Insecta, Hymenoptera, Formicidae. The record is from RefSeq and is a predicted model, not a curated record. Gene Ontology annotation, molecular function: protein binding. Gene Ontology annotation, biological process: protein homooligomerization.